CAAAUUGGAAAAAUUAUUAAUUUAUGAACGACAGAACAGUUUUACGAUUUAUGGACAUUUCGAGGUGUUAUGACAGAUAUAAGACAAUGUUGAGGGUGGGGUGCACAACAAGGACAGCCAAUGUGCUACAGAAAUGACUGAGUUUAGCCCUACUGGAAUUAAAUUAAGAAGAUUCUUGCUGAUCUUUUUCAUCUGCGGAAUUUCUUGGUUUGUUUACAAACGUCAUGUCACCCAUCAAGAACAAAGGUCCAAUCUUCUGGAGUGGUUAAGAGAAAACGGACUAACCAACAUUGCUACAACUGUUCUCAAUACAGGUGUACACAGUGUUGAAGAAUUAGCUAAUAAAGCUUCAACUGACUACGAAUUCCGAAUACAAGCUCUAAAUAAAGAGGCAGAGGAGCGUAUAGAAGAAGGCAUAAACAAAGCCAGAGAUUACCUACAAUUUAAGCACUGGCUCACAGACAACCAGUUGGGCCAAUUUUUAGACAAAUUAAAGCGACUAAAAGUACAGAGCCUGCAUCAGUUAUGUAAUACUGAAGGUGUCAUUCUCAAGGAGUUAUUGGAAGAUGCUUCGCUUGCAGAGAAUUAUGAGGAUUUCUACACAGCGUUAGAUCAAUUGAGAGCCGAUACGAGUCAAUGUACCCCUCCAUACAGUCAAUAUACAUAUAAAACUGGAGAUAAUUCACUGCUAUCGCUGGUAUAUUUUAGUUCAAUUACCUUUACUCUUGCAACAAUGGUGUAUGUGGCAACCACCACUGUGAUGUCAUGGCGACAAGGCAACCCUGGCAGCGGCACCAAUAGCAAGUACAAAACCAGCAGUAUACUUGAGUAUGUCAUGGGGAACUACCUAGAACCAAAGAAGUGUAAAGUUCAUUGGGAAUGGGAGGAGCCCCAAACUGUUGGCAAAACUAUGACAUUCCAAAUAAAGUUCUUCCAGAAGAAUGGAAGAGCCUAUCCUAUCUCAGAUGCAGAUAAUCUCGUAGUUGAGAUCAUGAAUAUGAACAACCGCAUGACAGCCUCCGUGCAACACGGGAGCAGCAAGUCUGCAGAGGCCAACACGUCGCACGUCAUGUUUACUGUACAUAAAAGUGGGGAGUAUAAAAUCUCAAUCAUGGUCGGGGCCACACAUAUAAAAGGCAGCCCAUUUAUAAAGGAGUUUGACCCUGGUCCCAUAGACGCGUCAAAGACUCGGAUAGCCAAUCACAGCUCAGUGAUUGUAUGUACCCAGGGACAAGAUCGCCCUCUAGUGAUAGAACCAAGAGACCAGUAUGGCAAUUUAUGUAAAUACGUCGUCGACUCUGCGGAGCACCACUUCAAUGUCAGUAUAACAGAACCAAACAGUGGGGCGACAACCUGUCAUAAUGGCCGACUAGUGUAUGAGUCAUCAACUAAGCACAUUACAAUGCAACUAAAGCUCUCAGAUGAGGGAUGCUACAAGGCAGUAGCUACAUAUAAAAAUACUAAACUUCACAAUGGAGAGUUCAGUAUCUUAGUCUUAAAUGAAAAUGAUAGUAACCUAGUUAAGAAAAAUACCGCCAAAAAAAGCCACAACAUUUGGUACGAAGGCCGUCUGCUCAGCUCGAACAAUGAAAAACUUUCAAAAGCAAAGAAAGUCUUCUGCUAUAUAUCUCCAAAACAACUCACCAUCAAAGAAUUUUAUCUGAAGAUCAUCCCUAAACGACUAUUCACAUUCCGGGUUUGCCCUUCGACCAAAUUCCUAUUCAAAGGCUACAGCAACCACUACGACGCCCCUGUGCUAACUAUAGAUGAUGGGGCUCAACCACCGCUAGAACUUGCCACUAAAGACAGAGGAAUCAUAGCUGCUACAUUUACUAACUUUUUACUUAAAAAUAUAGGUGGGUCUGAGACAUUCAAAGACAAGCAGGACUUUUUCUACCAUGAGGUGAGACAGCUGCACCGAAGGAGAGACACCAAGUUAUAUGUACAAGUACAGAGAGCUAACAUUUUAGAGUCUUCAAUGAAGGCAUCUAAGAAUUGGAGCACAUCAGAUUGGUGCCGGAACUUUGAAGUGACUUUCCAGGGAGAAGCAGGUUUGGAUUGGGGUGGUGUACGCCGUGAAUGGUUUGAGCUGGUGUGUAGUGAACUAUUUGACCCCAGCAGUUCAGGUCUAUUUACCAGGUUCACAGAGGAUAACCAAGGCCUGGUCCAUCCAAACCACAAAAGAGUUAACUACUCAAAGUUGAAGUAUUACGAAUUUGCUGGUAAGGUAGUAGGGAAAUGUCUGUAUGAGUCAUCACUUGGUGGUAGCUAUAGGCAGAAUGUCAAGGCAAAGUUCACACGCUCAUUCCUGGCACAAAUCAUUGGACUGCGGGUCAGCUAUAGGUAUUUUGAGCAGGAUGAUCCGUCUUUCUACAUGAGCAAAAUCAAAUACAUAGAAGAGAAUGAUAUCACCGAUAUGGAACUACUUUUUACGGAGGAUGAAUAUGACAAUGCAGGGAAAUUAGAACAGGUAAUUGAAUUAAAACCAGGAGGAGCAAAGACAAAGGUAACCAACAAGAACAAGCUGAAAUAUCUGGACAAGCUGGCGCAACAUAGACUGGCUAACUGUAUCAAGGAUGAGAUGGAAGCCUUCCUAAAGGGACUUAAUGACCUCAUUCCUGACAACCUGUUAGGCAUCUUUGAUGAAAAUGAACUUGAGUUGUUGAUGUGUGGCACCGGUAGCUAUAGUGUCGCUGACCUGAAACAGUUUCAUACAGUAACCACCCACACACAAGAGUUCACACAGGUUUUAAAAUGGUUCUGGACGAUUGUGUCAGGAUUUACGCAGGAAGAGAUGGCCAGAUUAUUGCAGUUCACAACAGGAUGUUCCCAGCUCCCUCCUGGGGGGUUUGCAGAGCUGAACCCCCACUUUACCAUAUCACCCUCACCAAUGUAUGGUGUUCUACCUACAGCACACACAUGUUUCAACCAGCUGUGUCUUCCAGACUAUGACAGUAUCGACCACUUUCACCAGUCUUUGGUGAUAGCCAUCAAUGAGGGAAACACAGGCUUUGGCAUGGUGUAACAUGCUUUGGUAUAGUGUAACACAGGCUUUGGCAUAGUGUAUCAUGUGCUUUGGCAUGGUGUAGCACAUGUUUGCCAUAGUGUAAUAAAUUCUUUGGCAUAGUGUAACACAUUUUUGGAAUGGUGUAA
Molecule: messenger RNA, 3153 nt
Organism: Owenia fusiformis
Lineage: Eukaryota; Metazoa; Annelida; Polychaeta; Sabellida; Oweniidae
Source: the annotation of a GenBank genome assembly